This is a messenger RNA of Musca domestica (house fly), 1758 nucleotides long. RefSeq lists its product as uncharacterized. The record is from RefSeq and is a predicted model, not a curated record. NCBI's taxonomy places the organism in Eukaryota, Metazoa, Arthropoda, Insecta, Diptera, Muscidae. The transcript has 7 exons. Bases 1 to 1758 code for a protein of 585 amino acids.
AUGACGCCUGUGAAGCCAGAGUGCCAGAUGAGUUAUCAUCUGAAAGUGUGGCUAACGAUUUUAUUGGUAAUUAAAUUGUGUUGUGGCCUAACGGUUUAUGGAAAUGGUUUUGUCACCAUAAAGCGUCUACCUCCGCCGGAGUUGUGUAGAAAUGAUGCUUGUCUCGAAGAUGUGGCCGGCAGGGAUCAACGCCAGCGAAGUUUUUUGGAAAUGAAAUAUCGUCUCUAUGAAAAUCCCUAUAAACUGCGAUUUCAGCCGAUGAAAGCGAUGCCACGUUUAUUUUGGCAUAAAUUUCCCCAGAAGCAGCAGGAGCUGCCAACAACAACGGUCAUGCCCACGGAGGUGCCAGAAGUGACGGAGUUGCCCAGUGAACCUGAGGAGCCAACGGAAUCCACGGAGGAGCCCAUGGAACCAGAAAUCACAGAAGCCCCCAUACCCGAAACCGAGGCACCACCACCAACCGAACCACCUGCCCCUCCUCCCACUGAACCAGCCACUGAAGAGCCAAUGGUAACCGAAAUACCAACCAUUAUGCCCACCAGCACCAUUUCCGAAACACCAUUACGGCCGCCAGGAACAACUUUCACCACCAUAAUGAAGCCGCCUGGCUAUUUCCCCUACAAUCUGGCCACCAAACUGAAAAAUCUCUUGGUAUUCGGCUCCCCUGCCCAAGUGAAUUUGAUACAAAAACAUGGCCUUGUUCCAACCGUGAAAACGAAGAGUAAAGGAUUUCUCAGCCUAUUCGAAGUCAUUAAAUUUGAAAAUGUCAGAUGUUCCGUGAAUAUGGGUGAUAUACGCUCCAUGGAGGGUACUUGCUAUCAUGAGCUUGAGUGUAAAAAUCUCGGAGGCAUUCCCACGGAAAGAUGUGCCGAUGGCGCCGGAGUUUGUUGCAUCUUUCUAACUGGUUGUGGUGACACAACCGAUCAAUCGGUGGUCUACUUCGAAAGUCCCAAUUAUCCUCAUCCAUUUCGUGAGUCAAUGAUUUGUGUCCUCAUUGUGAAUGUUCGGAAAAAUGUCCAGCAGCUGCGUUUGGAUUUUUUAAUGUUUGAGUUAAACCGUCCAAUUGACGGCGACUGUGAGGAGGACCAAUUUGUAGUUUCGGGGCAAAAUAUUAAUUUCGAGGUACCCGUUUUGUGCGGCAUCAAUACCGGACAUCUCAUGUAUGUCCAUGUCGGCCAUUCUCCAGACCGCAAGGUGUAUCUCUCGAUAUUUGCGAAGGUUCCCACAGGAUCAAGGAGCUUUAAUUUGAAAAUAACACAGUUAGAGGAUAAUUUGGCGCCCGAUGGCUGCUUGCAGUACUACACGGACAUGGAGGGUAUUGUCAAGUCUUUCAACUAUGACAUCGAGGGAACUGUGGUCGACAAUAAAUUGGCCACAUAUUUGAACAACCUGAAUUAUGUGAUUUGCUUGGAACGUGGCAAAAAUACCUGCAGUGUCAAUUAUGUCAUGGAACAAAUCGGCAGCAGUUCCGAACAGUUGGAUUUUCAAAUAAUCAAUAAAAAUGAAGAUGAAAACGAUCUGGUGCCCGAUGGCCAGGCCGGUGCUGGCAUCUUCAAUUGUCCCGACGACUUUUUAGCCAUCAAUCAGGUGCGCCUGUGCGGCGAACGCUUCAACGACGGCUCCACAAAUGAAGAUUUCACCGUCAAUGCACCAGUUCGAGAUGUCGCGGCGGGACCAAUUAUUUUGCCCUUUCGCAGCAAUGACGAAUAUGUGGGACGUGGUUUUCGCCUGUCCUACCGCCAGGAAUCAUGUGUAUAA